AGAGAGCCGCCGAGCCGAGCCGAGCCGAGCCCCAGCCCCAGCGAGAGAGCGGGCAGCUGGCCCAGGCGCGCAGCGGUGAGGACCGCGGCCAGAGCUCGGCGCCAACCACCGCGGGCCUCCCAGCCAGCCCCGCGGCGGGGCAGCCGCAGGGGGGCCUUCUCGGAGGUGAUCCUGGCAGAAGAUAAGAGGACGCAGAAGCUGGUGGCCAUCAAAUGCAUUGCCAAGAAGGCCCUGGAGGGCAAGGAAGGCAGCAUGGAGAAUGAGAUUGCUGUCCUGCACAAGAUCAAACACCCUAACAUUGUAGCCCUGGAUGACAUCUAUGAGAGUGGGGGCCACCUCUACCUCAUCAUGCAGCUGGUGUCGGGUGGGGAGCUCUUUGACCGUAUUGUGGAAAAAGGCUUCUACACGGAGCGGGACGCCAGCCGCCUCAUCUUCCAGGUGCUGGAUGCCGUGAAAUACCUGCAUGACCUGGGCAUUGUACACCGGGAUCUCAAGCCAGAGAAUCUGCUGUACUACAGCCUGGAUGAAGACUCCAAAAUCAUGAUCUCCGACUUUGGCCUCUCCAAGAUGGAGGACCCGGGCAGUGUGCUCUCCACCGCCUGCGGAACUCCGGGAUACGUGGCCCCUGAAGUCCUGGCCCAGAAGCCCUACAGCAAGGCUGUGGAUUGCUGGUCCAUAGGUGUCAUCGCCUACAUCUUGCUCUGCGGUUACCCCCCCUUCUAUGACGAGAAUGAUGCCAAACUCUUUGAACAGAUUUUGAAGGCCGAGUACGAGUUUGACUCUCCUUACUGGGACGACAUCUCUGACUCUGCCAAAGAUUUCAUCCGGCACUUGAUGGAGAAGAACCCAGAGAAAAGAUUCACCUGUGAGCAGGCCUUGCAGCACCCAUGGAUUGCAGGAGAUACAGCUCUAGAUAAGAAUAUCCACCAGUCGGUGAGUGAGCAGAUCAAGAAGAACUUUGCCAAGAGCAAGUGGAAGCAAGCCUUCAAUGCCACGGCUGUGGUGCGGCACAUGAGGAAACUACAGCUGGGCACCAGCCAGGAGGGGCAGGGGCAGACGGCGAGCCAUGGGGAGCUGCUGACACCAGUGGCUGGGGGUGAGGAGCGGGUUCUGCAGAAGGGCAUGGGUGGUCCACAAAGGCGCACCCGGGCUGGAGUGGAGGGCCUGCCCCUGCGGCCAGCUCUGUUCUCUCUUCCCAUGCAGGGCCGGCAGCUGGCUGUUGCUGUCGAGACUGCUGCGUGGAGCCGGGUGCAGAACUGUCCCCCACACUGCCCCACCAGCUCUAGGGCCCUAGACCUCGGGUCAGGAUCUUCUGCGUGGGAGGGCUUGGGGGCAGCCUGCUCCCCUUCCCUCCCUGAACCGAGAGUUUCUCUGCCCUGUCCCCUCCUCACCUUCUUCCCUACCACUCCUCACUGCAUUUUCCAUACAAAUGUUUCUAUUUUAUUGUUCCUUCUUGUAAUAAAGGGAAGAUAAAACCA
This is a messenger RNA of Pongo pygmaeus (Bornean orangutan), 1478 nucleotides long. RefSeq names its product calcium/calmodulin dependent protein kinase I (gene CAMK1). Gene Ontology annotation, biological process: protein phosphorylation. Bases 253 to 1473 code for a protein of 406 amino acids. The transcript has 10 exons. NCBI's taxonomy places the organism in Eukaryota, Metazoa, Chordata, Mammalia, Primates, Hominidae. Gene Ontology annotation, molecular function: protein kinase activity; ATP binding. The record is from RefSeq and is a predicted model, not a curated record.